Callorhinchus milii (elephant shark) is the source of this 6114-nucleotide messenger RNA. RefSeq names its product protein phosphatase 1, regulatory subunit 26 (gene ppp1r26). The record is from RefSeq and is a predicted model, not a curated record. Gene Ontology annotation, biological process: negative regulation of phosphatase activity. Gene Ontology annotation, molecular function: protein phosphatase inhibitor activity. The transcript has 2 exons. Lineage: Eukaryota; Metazoa; Chordata; Chondrichthyes; Chimaeriformes; Callorhinchidae. Bases 299 to 4243 code for a protein of 1314 amino acids.
AAAGAGCUUUUUGAUGUUACAGGUGCUGUCAAAUGCAAAGAUUAUUAUUUUUAUAAGUGUGUGUGGAUGCCAGAUUGGAUGUUGGAUCAUCUCAGUUCCUCUCAAAAGCCCUCUUGUCCUCUGACCUCUCCCUUUGGCCCUCCACCCACAGUUAACUUGAUGUCACGGCCUCUCCUCUGCCUUCAAUACCCUCCUCCACUCCCCAAAUCCAGAACCAUCUACCAUCCUAGCCAUUCCUCUGGAUGUGAGUGCAGGAGUCCACGGGUCACAUGUCCAGGCUUCUACCUUGCCCGCUAUAAUGUUCUUGGCACCUGUUUCUACAGUACAGAAGGAUUGGCAGCCCUUUGGACCACCGCGGAGCUUCAGUUUUCCAGUGAGCUUCUCAGAGUCUGAAGAGGAGUUCUCUAGUAUAAGCAGUGCCGUCAAUGUGAAUGUGCAGAUGAUUAUAGAAAAUCUGAAGCCCGAUGAUUCGCCUCGUGCCAUGAACCAUGAACGUAGCGAUGGUGUGCAGACAAACGCAGCAGGAAAACGACGGAGUGAGGGUACAUUGGAUGAUGUCGCCAUAAAAGUCUUAAAAGGGACAGCUGUGGAAGAUGUGAAAUCUGGGUUCCCUUCCUACUCACUUGGUGCAGAAGGGUCCAGUUUGGGCCAUUACAUCCUAGACUCAGACAGUGAUGAGUCCAUUGACAGGGACAUAGAAGAAGCAAUUCAGGAAUAUUUGAAAAAGAAAACCGAAGAUAACCACUUAAUAUCAAAGGCUGCUAAUGAAACAAAAACUGCUUUAGGUACGCAUCCUGACAAUAAAGACUCCAUUCCACACUCCGGUGAUGGGAUCACACCUACAGAAGAGGUAUCUUCUGUUAAACUGGAGCAUAGUUUUGGAAAUACCGAGUCACAUGAGGUUGAUUUGGAUGCUGCUGUAUCAUCCAGGUGCUCCUCUCCAUCAUCCAGUGUCAGCAGUAAUGAUUCUUUUGAACUUAGUAUACAAGCUGAGAUCGAAAGGUUCUUGCAAGACAAGCGGGAAAAGGAAACCAUCAAAGUUGACGAUAACAAAUUGACUCAUUCAUUGGAAGCUGAUACCAUCUCAUGGCAGAAGAAAGUCGGGGAGGGAAAUCAAGGGAGUGUUAACAAUUUGAAGAAACCAAUUGGAGCCCAUUCCUGUAAGAAUUCAAAUGAAAGUAGUUGUGAUGACAAGCAGACCAUCAAAAGCGAAUACUCUGAUCUGAAGCCCAAGCCCAUUAUUGCAGUUGCUGAGCUCUCUGAUUCUAGCAGUGAUGAUGGCAUUGAAGAAGCCAUUCAACUCUACCAGUUAGAGCAGAAGAAAGGGAAAGCGGAGGAUGUACUUGGUUUAUUAUCUCCGAAAACUCCAAAUGCUCAGAAAAGUGCUGAUCCUGUGUCCCCUUGUAGAAUGAAGAGUCCAGAGAAGGAAAAACUGCAGAUGCCUAUAAAGAAAAAAGAAAAACUCUACACUUCCAAAUCUGGAGAGUUUAAAAUGUCCUAUUCUAGCAACCUUUCAGAUAGUGACUCAACCGAUCAAUCCAGUGAUGAGGUUGCAACGCAGAUCGAGAUUACAAAUAUGGACUCGGAGCUUAGACAGAAAAAAAUUAUUCAAACUGAAUCACAGUUUUCCUCACCACGGGAAAGAACCUUAAUCUCCCAAGCCCAUUCAGCUACCAGUAUGCAUUUUGCAAAUAAUCCAUUGUCAUUGAAAAAGGAGCACCACAAAAGCAGCAGCAAGGCAUUCAUCCAAUGCUUUGGGGCUAACAUGUUUUCUUCCUCAGAGAGUUCUGUGGACAGCAGUGACAGUGUUGAGAAAGAAAUUCAGAAUUACUUAGCAUUCAAAGCAAACCUAACUAGUCAGAAAACAAAUGCAUUCAGUCCUAUGGAUGAACAGCAUUGCAGUUUAUCCCCAGCACUGAAGAAAGAAGACAGUCUGAAUGGGUCUUCAUCUUUGUCAUCUGCAUCUGUAUCUGAACUAUCACAAUUUUCGUUGCUCCAUAAAAGAACACUUAAGUAUAGCAUUGUCACUGUUAAUAAACGGAGUGAAGAGGAGCUAAACAAGAGCCAAGUAAAAGAGUCUAGUAAAACCCCUGAUGUGCUUGUUGAUAAAAUGGCUAUAACCUAUAAAGUUACAAAUUAUGAUGGUGAAUCAAAACAAAGCGACUCUUGGCAGACAGAUGAGAAGAGUAGUUCAAUAGAUAGUGAUGAAGACCUUGAUACUGCCACAAUGGAUCUGUUAAAAACCAGGAAGAAACUGGGAAAAAGAUUAAAGGAUACAAAAAGUCGCUGCAAGAAAAAAGUCCGAUUUACAGGAGCUGAAGUGCGCACCUACUCCCAACAAAGUACAAGUACUAUUGAUGGAAUGUUCAAAACCAGUGGCCAGCUCCAUCAGGGAGAAGGUCUUAUUAGCAGUCAUGGCCCUUUGAAAAGUUGUUUGUCGAAAAGUAGCAAGUCAGCCCCUAAAAGUUAUUUAGAAAUGAAGAAUAAGGGAACUAAGAAAGCAGCGGUCCAUCUCAGAAGUGAAAAUAAUCGUAAGGUCUCCACACCAUUGGGAAAGGAAAGAAUUGGAAAAUCAAAUGUUGGUUCUUCAUAUGCUCUUCAAAAAGUUGUGACCGAGAAGCCUACUGGGGGUGGUGUGGUAGUGGAUGACAGCAGUUCUGUGGACAGUGAUGACGGUAUUGAACAAGAAAUUCUGCGGUUCUUAGCAGAAAAGGCAAAAGUGAGCACUCAGGAGAUGGAAGAGCGUCGGAAAGAUGAGCUCAAGACCAAUUCAUUGCAGAGUUCACAAGUACAGGGAGAAAACAGUAAAUGGUCUGUAAAGGAAGAGGUCUUACCAAAACUACCAAUGCAGGACAUAGAGAAGACUUGCACUUCUCACCAGAUCGAAGGGUUUCACAGUGGUCAAUAUAAUGUGGGACCAUAUAAUGUGGAGAGAACUGUUAGUGGGAAUUGGUCUCAGGGUACACAAGGGUUUGUUGACUCUAAAGAAGACGACAUUGCCGAUAUUGGGCAGGUUUCAUUUGGCAGUAAAAGUACACCGCACCAAACUAAGCACACAAAGGAUAUUAAAGAGUCUCCAGCAGUCUCCAGAAUAGAAAUUAAGACUGAGAUAGUCAAAAAGCAUUUGCAAAUUACUGGCACAAACAGUCAAGAGAGAGAUCCCAGAAGUUCCUGCUCUGGGCAAGACAAUAAUCCUGCUGGAUACAGAUGGGCUAGUAACCCUCCAGAAGGCUGUAGAAUACAGAAAUUUCAGAUAAAUCAUUCAGUGCUUCAUUUGGAAACAAUGUCUGACAGAUUUUCAACACUUGAACAACGAGACCUAAGUUUAGAGAACAAAAGAGAGCAGCAGCAGAACACAAUCAAGGUUGUAUCUUCUGAAGAAACUGCCAGUAAAUUUAAAUUACCGACGACUUUUAAGAUGAAACCUCAUGAAGAGACGAUGGAGGUAGACUGCGGCUUGGCUGAGUACUCUGGAAGCAUCAUCAAGUCUGAGCCAGACCAAAGCCCUAGUUCUUCCCCUCACACUGAGUUCAGUGCUGUCUGGGACGCUGAUGGUAGCACUAAAUGUGAAGCAAACGGAGUUUCAGACAAGGAUGCGAGUGGCAUUUCUCAGCCUAUUGGAAAUCUGAUUUUACGGAGUCCCCAUGCUGAUUGCAUAACAGCAAAAGGCUCAUCUUGGUUUGAGAGGCAGGAGCAGAGUGACCACAAUUAUCAAGGUGAAGAGAAAUACACAAUCAGGUUGAAAGAAAGCAACAUGGAGCAGCACGUUAGUGAAGGACACUCAGACAGUUUGAUGCAAGGACUACAACAGACAUUAGACAGUGCCAAUCUUAGACCACUGAGUCACACCUCGGUUACUAACCAAACAGAACUCCCAGUUCACAAGGAAUGUGAUGGGAUAGAAAAAGGGGUUCACAGUGUAGGUCCAGAGGAAGGAAGUUUAUGUGCACAACCCUGUUUAGAAACCAAGAGAAUAUCUGAAGGAGCUUACCAAGGCAAGGUCACUAGUCAGUAUAUGAAUAAACAGAAUUAUACGGCACUGUCAGUACUUCAGAUCUGUGCAGUAAGUUUAGCCUCGUCAGGGAACAGCACACAGGAAGAAAAGAUUGGGGCUGAUAGAACACAGGAGAAAGGUGAAGCCAAAAGUCAAGAAGACUUUUUUGAUGAAACUAAUAUUGAAUCAGGUGAAGAUACGGGAGGUUUUGGCAGAUCAGUAGUGGAGAGAGCAGGUUCUGAGGUGUAAGUACAAUAUUGUAUAGUAACUUUCCACUAAUAUUUAUGAACACUCAAGGCAGUCAGUAUGGUUCAGCUACCCAUUACAAGCAAAAGAGUGGAGACCUUUAAAUGGAUCGCAAGGCAAAAAAAGCAAUUGAGGGAAUUAGCCCAAUUAAGGCCUGAAAUUCCGCCUACCCUUAGCUUGUGAGACCAUUUUGACUUGAUCAAUUUUGCAGAAUUGUGGAGAAUUCUUCAGUUCAGCUACACUUUGCAAGCUAAUUCUUUUUGAGAACUGUGGAAAAUCAAGUUUCAAAUUUAUAGACUGAAUUUUCCACAAUUCUGUGCACCUUAAAUUUUGAGAUGAAUUAGCCUCACAGCCUCUGAACCUCUUGAUUGCAAUAAAUUAAACUCACGCAUCCAUUAUCUUUUGCAAUAUAUACCUGAUGGUGAAUUUUGUUUUCAAACUCUUAUUGUGUACGUCUCGUGCUUUAACAAGGAGAUGUAAAGGUGGCAUUCAAAUUUGAAUCCAGUGGCUUGUGACCUGGGAGGUUAAUGGGUUUAUGUGACUGGACUUGUAGUUUUGCCAAGUUCAUUUCACAUUAGGAUCGAUUAAGAUGCAGGAGUGUGUUUACAAUUUUGGAUCAUCUUUGUGCUUACAUAGGUAGCCAGUGUCAUUACUGAAAAGUGAAAUUAUUUUUAAGGCUACUUCUUCUGCAAUCCUCAUCGAGUCAGCAUGUCCAGCUCAGUUACAGUGCCAGUUAGAUGGAGAGUAAAGCUCCCUCUGCACUGUCCCAUUAAGCACUCCCAGAUCAGGUACAGCAUGGGUUAGAUGCAGAGCAAAGCUCUCUACAUUGCCCCAACAAUGUGCCUUAACCCUGAACCUCAGAAGAGGGUCUACUACUGCACCAGUUUGUCAUUCCAUUUCCACACAGUUGUGUGGCCUCUGAAUGAAAUCAGUAGUUUAAUUCCUGUUUGUGCCACAUUAUGGGCACUAAUACAUUUCAGUUAGUCCCUAUAGCCAGUGACUUUCAACUCAUCGAUAUAGAUUGGAAUUGAAGCCAUGUUCUAGAUGUGAGUGGGAAUGUGCUGAAUUACUGUGUCACCAAGCUCCCUUGUGUACUCCAGUUCCACUCAGCAGUGUAUUUUAUAAUAGUUCUCUAUCGUGUGUACAUUCUAAGCAGAUCGUUAACUGAAGAGUACAGAGCUCUGUGGUACUGAAGGUUCAAAACAAGUAGCAUGCUUGUCAGCAGAACAUACAUAGGCAAAGAUGCACUGGAAACAAUUCUGCCUUUUCUGCAUAUUUUAUAUUGAAAUGUGAAACCUGUACAGACUCUUCAUACUCUAAGAGUACGGAUGGUAUUGAUUUUAAUGAGGGUUUUCUUUUUUUUGUGAAACUUUUUCUGCGGCAUUCUUUUCAACUCUAAUGAGAAAUCCAAAGCAGGGUAUAAUUUGCUUGGGCUGCAGUUCUUCCCUUCAAUUGUAUGCUGUGGACUGAUUAAUCUUCACCUUUGCUCUUUUGCUGCAAUGUUUGCGUAUGUCUGGGUCCAUCUGUAUUGGAAGCAAGGUAAUGUUGCAUUGUUAUCAUGGCUCAACAGCAUUAGCUGGUGGCUCAUAACUGAGCCAACACGCUACAUUAUGCCAUAUUCCAUAUUCUUCUCAGCUCAGCAAACACUCGUUCUCCAAAUCAUUUGUUCUUGUCUUUUUUUGUUCUGAUGUACUUGACAUUUUUCUACUUUUCUGGUGGGGGAAAACUGUAGUUUGAAAUGCUCUUCCGUUUUUGCCCGAGGAGUAUAUUGAUGUCACUGUUGUUACAUAUACUUUUUAACAAAUUUGUGAAAAUUAUUUAAGUUAUAUAAUUCCACAUCUUGAUGGCAUUUAUCUAAUAAAGAGCAGACUGGG